AUGCAGAGCGGGCAGAGCCUGGGCCUCCGCCUGCGAAAGCAGCGCCUCUGCCUGGUCUUCUUGCUGCUGCACCUCCUGGGCCAGGUCACUUUGGCUGAGCACUGCCCCUCACCCUGCCCGGGCCGGUGCCCCGCGACGCCGCCGUCCUGCGCCCCCGGGGUCCCCGCGGUGCUGGACGGCUGCUCCUGCUGCCUGGUGUGCGCCCGCCAGCGCGGCGAGAGCUGCUCCGAGCUGGAGCCGUGCGAGGAGAGCAGCGGCCUCUACUGCGACCGCAGCGCCGACCCUCGCGCCAAAAGUGGCAUCUGCAUGGUGCUAGAAGGAGACAACUGUGUAUUCGAUGGAGUCAUUUACCGCAGUGGAGAGACCUUCCAGCCGAGUUGCAAAUACCAGUGCACCUGCAGAGAUGGGCAGAUUGGCUGUGUGCCCCGCUGCAACCACGACCUGCUCCUGCCCCGGCCUGACUGCCCAGCUCCAAGAAAAGUUGAGGUGCCCGGGGAGUGCUGUGAAAAAUGGAUCUGUGACCCCGAUGAUGAGGGGGGAUUGGGAGGCCUCGCCCUACCAGCCUAUAGACCAGAAGCCACCCUAGGAGUUGAAGUCUCUGACUCGAGUAUCAACUGCAUUGAACAGACUACAGAAUGGAGUGCAUGUUCCAGGAGCUGCGGCAUGGGCUUCUCCACUCGUGUCACCAACAGGAAUCAGCAAUGUGAGAUGGUUAAGCAGACUCAACUGUGCAUGGUGCGGCCCUGUGAACAAGAUCCUGAGCAACCAACAGAUAAGAAAGGAAAAAAGUGCCUCCGCACCAAGAAGUCACUCAAAGCCAUCCACCUACAGUUCAAGAAUUGCACCAGCCUACAUACCUACAAGCCCAAGUUCUGUGGGGUCUGCAGCGAUGGCCGGUGCUGUACCCCACACAACACCAAAACCAUCCAGGUAGAGUUCCAGUGCUCCCCAGGGCAAAUUGUCAAGAAACCAGUGAUGGUCAUCGGAACCUGUGCCUGUCACACCAACUGUCCUCAGAACAAUGAGGCCUUCCUCCAGGAGCUGGAGCCCAAUGCCAGUAGUGGAGAAAUAUAA
Orycteropus afer afer is the source of this 1074-nucleotide messenger RNA. RefSeq names its product cellular communication network factor 3 (gene CCN3). The transcript is spliced from 5 exons. Gene Ontology annotation, cellular component: extracellular matrix; extracellular region. The coding region runs from base 1 to 1074 and encodes 357 amino acids. The record is from RefSeq and is a predicted model, not a curated record. Gene Ontology annotation, molecular function: integrin binding; heparin binding. Lineage: Eukaryota; Metazoa; Chordata; Mammalia; Tubulidentata; Orycteropodidae. Gene Ontology annotation, biological process: signal transduction; cell adhesion.